Drosophila guanche is the source of this 520-nucleotide messenger RNA. Its product is annotated as MICOS complex subunit MIC13 homolog QIL1-like. Gene Ontology annotation, cellular component: MICOS complex; mitochondrial crista junction. The transcript has a single exon. Lineage: Eukaryota; Metazoa; Arthropoda; Insecta; Diptera; Drosophilidae. The coding region runs from base 17 to 409 and encodes 130 amino acids. Gene Ontology annotation, biological process: cristae formation. The record is from RefSeq and is a predicted model, not a curated record.
UUGUGGCUUUGUGGCAAUGGUUCUCAUGGUGAUCGCCAAACUGGGAGUGGUAGCUGGAGUUGCAUUUGCUACCAAGCAGCUGGGAGUUUGGGAGAGCCCAGAGCACUCGGCUGUGUUAGUGGAGAGCGCCAGAGAACGUCUUAGACCUUACGCCCAGGACCUGAAGGAUCGGAUCUGCUGCUGGAAAUGUCAGGAGAAAUGCAUGGAGGAACUCGAGCCGAAGCCCUGGCGAGAGUCUUUCGUGGACUCCUGGAAUGACACCAUCAAAAAAGCUUUUCUCUACCUGAAUCAGGUGCCCACAUACUUUCAUCACUUUAUGGAGGAUGUGGAGAAAGCCGUAGCCGAUUUGGCCAAGGAGAAGGACCAAAAGAUAGACCAAAAGCACAAAACAUCGGCUAAAUCCAAUUGAAAACAGCUUGAUGGAAAUAUAAGUAUCUGUGUGCCAAUUAGCUAUCAAAAAACCAGGACACCAAUUAGGUUCUUGUGAGCAAACUAUAUUAAAACCAAUGUUUAAUUUCAA